This is a messenger RNA of Zingiber officinale, 2689 nucleotides long. RefSeq names its product putative serine/threonine-protein kinase-like protein CCR3. Gene Ontology annotation, molecular function: ATP binding; protein serine/threonine kinase activity. Gene Ontology annotation, biological process: protein phosphorylation. The transcript has a single exon. Bases 130 to 2529 code for a protein of 799 amino acids. NCBI's taxonomy places the organism in Eukaryota, Viridiplantae, Streptophyta, Magnoliopsida, Zingiberales, Zingiberaceae. The record is from RefSeq and is a predicted model, not a curated record.
CGCGGUCCGCGCCCCCUUUUUCUUCUUCUUUCCUUCUUUAUCUUCCCCUCGAUUUAAAACCCUCUCUGCGCCGGCUGCCGCCAUCGAUCCAAUUGCCCUCCCUUCUCCUCCAUGCGGUAGCCACCGGCGAUGUCGCUCCUCUCCGCCGCCGCCGCCGCUGCCGCGGUCGCGGUGGCCGUGACCCUUUCUGUGGUCCUUGCUCCCGCCCCGGCAGGCGCCACCGGCUCCGCCUCCACCAUCGCCAUCGUGGCCGACUACAGGAUCGUCUGCGGUGUGUCCUCAGGCUCCGUCCGCAGCGUCCGCUGCGCCCGGCCAGGCGAUGGCGCAUCGUCCUUCCCCAUCAUGCCCAAUAUCUCCUUCCGUUCCAUCUCCGGUGGCAGCGCCACUCUCUGCGGACUGAGGGACGACGGCGCCGCCUUCUUCUGCUGGAACGCAUCGGAUUCUUCCUCUUCGGGGUUACGCCCGAAGCGCGUCUAUAACGGCCCCUCCGCCCUCGAGGAACUCGCCGUUGGUGGGGCCCAGAUCGCCGGUAGCAGUCUCAACGGCUCUGGCAUCCGGUGGUGGCGAGCGAGAGGUCUAUUCGUUCCCCUCGACAACGGUUCUUACCACUCCCUCACCUCCGGCCUCUCCUUUACUUGCGCCGUGAAUGCUAGCAGCUCCGUACGAUGUUGGGGACCUCAUGGCAAUCGUAUCGAAACCGCCUUCGCGCCUUACAACAUAUCGAGCAUAUACGCCGGCGAUUCCGACGCUUGCGGCAUCGGCACCGACGGUCGUGUGAUAUGCAGCAACAACUCCCUAUGGCCUCCUUCCCUUGGAUCAGCGUUCGAGUUCAGUAGCUUCGCGAUAGGUUCGAGCCACGCCUGCGCUGUCAGGCGAACUGGCGGCACGGUGGUCUGCUGGGAACGAGACACGCGCCGUGAGUACGCACCAGUGAACACGACUGCCUUCCAGUUAAUCGUCGCCGGUGGCAAUCUUACCUGCGGCCUAACGACGGCGAACUUUGGUGUGCUUUUUUGCUGGGGAACGAACAGUAGCAACCUUGAGGUGAGGAGGCUUCCUUUCUCAGAUCUUCUACCUGGAAUUUGCACAUCCAACGAGAGUUCUUGCAGUUGCGGGCUGUUCCCCAAUUCGGGAACCCUGUGCUCGGGUUCUGGAGUUAUAUGCAAUCGCUGCGAUAAUCAAACUCAACAAUCAACCCCGCCUCCUCUACUUCCGCCACAGCCGUCGCCGCCGCCUCCUUCAUCCUCUUCAAGGGGGAUUAAUAGGGGGUGGCUAGCGUUCGCAAUCAUUGGGUCGGUCGGUACAUUUGCUGGCUUCUGCUCCAUCGUCUACUGCAUAUGGCUUGGUAUUUGCAGGCGCAAGAAAGUCCACAACUCCGUUCAACCAACGAUUAUAGCCGCAGCAAACGGGGGACCUCACACAGGGCAUUCCUCUGCGGCGGGCGGCCUAUCAACGAGCCCCUUCGGGUCGCCUUCCGCUUCGCGGUCACGAAUCUUCCGGCGCCAGGGUUCGCGGGUGAUGAGACGGCAGAGGAGCGGUCCGUCCUCGUUUAAGGACCGGGCGGAGGAGUUCAGCUUCGUGGAGCUCGCCGCCGCCACCAACAACUUCUCCUUCGAGACCAAAAUCGGGGGCGGCAGCUUCGGCACCGUGUAUAAGGGGAAGCUUGCCGACGGGCGGGAGGUAGCGAUCAAGCGGAGCGAGUCGGGGCCGCGGACGAAGAGGUUCCAGGAUAAGGAGAGCGCUUUCCAGUCGGAGCUUGCCUUCCUCUCUCGCCUCCACCACAAGCAUCUGGUGGCCUUGGUGGGCUACUGCGAGGAGGAGGAGGAGCGCCUCCUGGUCUACGAGUACAUGAAAAAUGGAGCUCUCUACGACCAUCUCCACCCGAAGAACGGCGAAGAGUCCAGCGUAUUGAACUCGUGGAAGAUGAGAAUCAAGGUGCUCCUCGACGCGGCGCGGGGGAUAGAGUACCUCCACAGCUACGCCGUGCCGCCGAUCAUACACCGCGACAUCAAGUCCUCCAACAUUUUGCUCGACGCUAACUGGGUGGCCCGGGUGUCGGACUUCGGCCUCUCCAUGAUGGGGCCAGAGACCGAGGGCGGCCAUCUCUCGACGAGGGCGGCGGGCACCGUCGGUUACAUGGACCCCGAGUACUACGGCUUCCAGCAUUUGACCGUCAAAAGCGACGUCUACGGCCUCGGAGUCGUGAUGCUCGAGGUCCUCACCGGCCGGAGGGCCAUCUUCAAGGACGAUGACGGGAAUCCGACCAGCGUCGUCGAUUACGCCGUGCCUUUCGUUUUAGCCGGUGAUGUCGGUCCGGUGCUCGACGUGCGAAUCGAGCUCCCGUCGCUGCAGGAGGCCGAGGCGGUGGAGCUGGUGGCCUACACCGCCGUCCACUGCGUCAACCUCGAAGGCAAGGAGCGACCGAGCAUGACCGACAUCGUCGCCAAUCUCGAGAGCGCGCUGGCUCUCUGCGAGGAGGGUCAUGACGGCAUUUCCAGUGCCAGCAUCUCUCUUGCUUCGGUAGAUUGAGCUUAAAAAUAUGAUUUUUCCCCUCGAUUCUUCAUUUAAAUUUUGUAUAUGUUUAUUCCUUCUUCUAAUCUGUAAAUGCAUUCUUCCAAUUUCAUAGUUUUUUUUAGACAUGAAAAGAUUUCAGAAUUGAACAAGAGGAGUACCAACAUCUGUUCCAUGA